This is a messenger RNA of Zingiber officinale, 1491 nucleotides long. Its product is annotated as scopoletin glucosyltransferase-like. The record is from RefSeq and is a predicted model, not a curated record. Gene Ontology annotation, molecular function: UDP-glycosyltransferase activity. The coding region runs from base 1 to 1410 and encodes 469 amino acids. NCBI's taxonomy places the organism in Eukaryota, Viridiplantae, Streptophyta, Magnoliopsida, Zingiberales, Zingiberaceae. The transcript has a single exon.
AUGGCGUCGCAAUCCCCAAGUCUCCACGUCAUCUUCUUCCCUCUAAUGGCCCCCGGCCACAUCCUCCCUAUGCUCCACCUCGCCAAGCUCUUCGCCGCCCGCGGUGCUCGCGCCACCCUCCUCACCACCCCCGCCAACUCCCACCUCCUCCAACCCGCCGUCGACGGCGUCUCCAUCAGCCUCCGCCUCAUCCACUUCCCGUCCGCCGCCGUCGGCCUCCCACCUGGCCGUGAGAGCCUCGCCAGCGUCGACUUCCGCCAGCACACGGCCUUCUUCGAGGGAAUAUACAUGCUGGAAGAUCCCUUCCGCCGCGCCCUCGCCGAGCUCCGCCCCGACGCCGUCGUCUCCGACUGGUUCCUGCCGUGGACGUUCGACGUCGCCGAGGAGUUCCGCAUCCCGCGCCUCGCGUUCCAUGGCUACAGCGCCUUCGCGCUCUGCGCCAACGCGAGCCUCCUCUACGCGCCGCCCCCGCCGCCGCCGCCCGGAGACGAGGGGUCGACGUCCUUCGUCGUGCCUGGCUUCCCGCGGCGGCUGGAGAUGCCCACGUCGCAGUUACCGGACUUAUCCAAAUUAGAGCCGGUGGUGGUCAAGAUCUUCCAGCAGAUCGCGGAGUGGGAGACGAGGAGUUUCGGAGUGGUGGUCAACAGCUUCUACGAUCUGGAGACGGAGUUCGCCGACCACCUCCGCCGCGCCAUCUGGCGGAGGGCGUGGCUCGUCGGUCCAGUGGCCUCCGCGAAGUCCUUCUCCCACGACGGCGACGACCUCUCUGUUUCCCGAUGGCUGGACGAGCAGCAGGACGCAUCGGUGCUGUACGUCUGCUUCGGCAGCGUGAGCUCCAUAGCCGGCGCCCAGCUCCGGGAGCUGGCUCUGGGCCUCGAGGCUUCCGGCCACCCAUUCAUUUGGGUCGUCCGGACCGACGACGCGGCGGCGGAGCCCAGCUGGCGACCGGCGGGGUUCGCGGAGAGGACGAAACAGAGGCGGUGGCUGAUACUCGAGGACUGGGCCCCGCAGGCCGCGAUACUUGGCCACGUGGCAGUCGGCGGGUUCGUGACGCACUGCGGGUGGAGCUCGUGCAUGGAGGCCGUGGCCGCCGGCGUUCCGAUGGCGACGUGGCCGCUCUUCGCGGAGCAGUUCCUCAACGAGAGGCUGGUGACGGAGGUGCUGGGGGUGGGGGUGUCGGUCGGCGCGACGCACUGGACGAUGGACCCGGAGGAGAGGCCGUUGAUACAGGCGGCGGAGGUGGAGCGGGCAGCGAGGAGAGUGAUGGACGCCGACGGGGAGGAAGGGAGGAGGAUGAGGACGAAGGCGAGGGAGCUGGCGCUGGCGGCCAAGACUGCGACGGCGGAGGGAGGGUCGUCGUCCGAUGACAUGGGCAAGUUGAUCAAAGACUUGAUCGAUCAAAAGCAAUAAAAAAACAUAGUUGACAAAAUAAUAAAAUAAUAAAUAAAUAGCAUUCAGAAUUAGGUCAUUCUAAUUGACUCGUAAUUGGGC